Molecule: messenger RNA, 2931 nt
Organism: Neomonachus schauinslandi (Hawaiian monk seal)
Lineage: Eukaryota; Metazoa; Chordata; Mammalia; Carnivora; Phocidae
Gene: GRIN2D
Product: glutamate ionotropic receptor NMDA type subunit 2D
Exons: 13
Coding region: 1-2931 (976 amino acids)
Biological process (GO): long-term synaptic potentiation; excitatory postsynaptic potential; monoatomic ion transport
Cellular component (GO): postsynaptic membrane; plasma membrane; NMDA selective glutamate receptor complex
Molecular function (GO): transmitter-gated monoatomic ion channel activity involved in regulation of postsynaptic membrane potential; NMDA glutamate receptor activity
Source: RefSeq, a predicted model, not a curated record
AUGCGCGGCGCCGGUGGCCCCCGCGGCCCUCGGGGCCCCGCUAAGAUGCUGCUGCUGCUGGCGCUGGCCUGCGCCAGCCCGUUCCCGGAGGAGGCGCCGGGACCGGGCGGGGCCGCCGGGCCCGGCGGGGGCCCCGGCGGGGCGCGGCCGCUCAACGUGGCGCUCGUGUUCUCGGGGCCCGCGUACGCGACCGAGGCGGCGCGCCUGGGCCCGGCCGUGGCGGCGGCCGUGCGCAGCCCGGGCCUGGACGUGCGACCGGUGGCGCUGGUGCUCAACGGCUCGGACCCGCGCAGCCUCGUGCUGCAGCUCUGCGACCUGCUGUCGGGGCUGCGCGUGCACGGCGUCGUGUUCGAGGACGACUCGCGCGCGCCCGCCGUCGCGCCCAUCCUCGACUUCCUGUCGGCGCAGACCUCGCUGCCCAUCGUGGCCGUGCACGGCGGCGCCGCGCUCGUGCUCACCCCCAAGGAGAAGGGCUCCACCUUCCUGCAGCUGGGCUCCUCCACAGAGCAGCAGCUCCAGGUCAUCUUUGAGGUGCUGGAGGAGUACGACUGGACAUCCUUUGUAGCGGUGACCACGCGUGCCCCCGGCCACCGGGCCUUCCUGUCCUACAUCGAGGUGCUGACUGAUGGCAGCAUGGUGGGCUGGGAGCACCGCGGGGCACUGACGCUGGACCCUGGAGCAGGCGAGGCCGUGCUGGGUGCCCAGCUCCGCAGCGUCAGCGCGCAGAUCCGCCUACUCUUCUGUGCCCGGGAAGAAGCCGAGCCCGUGUUCCGGGCAGCCGAGGAGGCUGGCCUCACGGGGCCUGGCUACGUCUGGUUCAUGGUGGGACCCCAGCUGGCUGGAGGCGGAGGCUCAGGCGCCCCUGGAGAGCCCCCUCUUCUGCCAGGAGGCGCCCCACUGCCUGCCGGGCUGUUUGCAGUGCGCUCGGCUGGCUGGCGGGAUGACCUGGCCCGGCGUGUGGCCGCUGGUGUGGCUGUCGUGGCCAGAGGUGCCCAGGCUCUGCUGCGUGACUAUGGCUUCCUGCCCGAGCUCGGCCAUGACUGCCGUGCCCAGAACCGCACCCACAGAGGGGAGAGUCUGCAUAGGUACUUCAUGAAUAUUACCUGGGAUAACCGGGAUUAUUCCUUCAAUGAGGAUGGCUUCUUGGUGAACCCCUCUCUGGUGGUCAUCUCCCUCACCAGAGAUAGGACUUGGGAGGUGGUGGGCAGCUGGGAGCAGCAGACUCUCCGCCUAAAGUACCCGCUGUGGUCCCGCUACGGCCGCUUCCUGCAGCCAGUGGAUGACACGCAGCACCUCACUGUGGCCACGCUGGAGGAGAGGCCCUUUGUCAUUGUGGAGCCCGCCGACCCCAUCAGCGGCACUUGCAUCCGAGACUCCGUGCCUUGCCGGAGCCAGCUCAACCGCACCCACAGCCCUCCUCCGGACGCCCCCCGCCCGGAAAAGCGGUGCUGCAAGGGCUUCUGCAUCGACAUUCUGAAGCGGCUGGCGCAGACCAUCGGCUUCAGCUACGACCUCUACCUGGUCACCAACGGCAAGCACGGAAAGAAGAUCGACGGCGUCUGGAACGGCAUGAUCGGCGAGGUGUUCUACCAGCGCGCGGACAUGGCCAUCGGCUCCCUCACCAUCAACGAGGAGCGGUCCGAGAUCGUGGACUUUUCUGUGCCCUUCGUGGAGACGGGCAUCAGCGUCAUGGUGGCGCGCAGCAACGGCACCGUGUCCCCCUCGGCCUUCCUCGAGCCCUACAGCCCUGCCGUGUGGGUGAUGAUGUUCGUCAUGUGCCUCACUGUGGUCGCCGUCACCGUUUUCAUCUUCGAGUACCUCAGUCCCGUCGGCUACAACCGCAGCUUGGCCACGGGCAAGCGGCCUGGUGGCUCAACCUUCACCAUUGGGAAAUCCAUCUGGCUGCUCUGGGCCCUGGUGUUCAAUAACUCGGUGCCCGUGGAGAACCCCCGGGGGACCACCAGCAAAAUCAUGGUGCUGGUGUGGGCCUUCUUCGCCGUCAUCUUCCUCGCCAGCUACACAGCCAACCUGGCCGCCUUCAUGAUCCAGGAGGAGUACGUGGACACCGUGUCUGGGCUCAGCGAUCGAAAGUUCCAGCGGCCCCAGGAGCAGUACCCGCCCCUGAAGUUUGGGACGGUGCCCAACGGGUCCACGGAGAAGAACAUCCGCAGCAACUACCCUGACAUGCACAGCUAUAUGGUGCGGUACAACCAGCCCCGCGUAGAGGAAGCGCUCACUCAGCUCAAGGCAGGGAAGCUGGACGCCUUCAUCUAUGAUGCAGCUGUGCUCAACUACAUGGCCCGCAAGGAUGAGGGCUGCAAGCUCGUCACCAUUGGCUCGGGCAAGGUCUUUGCCACAACGGGCUAUGGCAUCGCCCUGCACAAGGGCUCCCGGUGGAAGCGGCCCAUCGACCUGGCGCUGCUGCAGUUCCUGGGGGAUGAUGAGAUCGAGAUGCUGGAGCGGCUGUGGCUCUCCGGGAUCUGCCACAAUGACAAAAUCGAGGUGAUGAGCAGUAAGCUGGACAUCGACAACAUGGCAGGUGUCUUCUACAUGCUCCUGGUGGCCAUGGGCCUCUCCCUGCUGGUCUUCGCCUGGGAGCACCUGGUGUACUGGCGCCUGCGUCAUUGCCUGGGGCCCACCCACCGCAUGGACUUCCUGCUGGCCUUCUCCAGGGGCAUGUACAGCUGCUGCAGCGCGGAGGCCGCCCCGCCGCCCGCCAAGCCCCCGCCGCCGCCGCAGCCGCUGCCCAGUCCCGCGUACCCGGCGGCGCGGCCCGCGCUCACCGGGCCCUCCCGCCACGCGCGCCGGUGCCCGCACGCCGCGCACUGGGGGCCGCCGCUGCCCGCCGCGCCCCACCGGAGACACCGGGGCGGGGACCUGGGUACCCGCAGGGGCUCCGCGCACUUCUCCAGCCUCGAGUCCGAGGUAUGA